Messenger RNA from Benincasa hispida (wax gourd), 1562 nucleotides. Its product is annotated as homocysteine S-methyltransferase 3-like. NCBI's taxonomy places the organism in Eukaryota, Viridiplantae, Streptophyta, Magnoliopsida, Cucurbitales, Cucurbitaceae. The record is from RefSeq and is a predicted model, not a curated record. Gene Ontology annotation, biological process: S-methylmethionine cycle. Gene Ontology annotation, molecular function: S-adenosylmethionine-homocysteine S-methyltransferase activity; zinc ion binding.
GGUGCAUUUCAAUGCCAUGUGUGUGUUUUCACUUGCCUUUGGCGUACGAACAGUCUGAGUCAGAGCAUUUAACAAGGCACCUGUUUCGGCCGAAAACAUGGGUAAAGAAAUCGCCGAAAUGACCACCACCUUCCUUACCGAUUUUCUGCGACAGUGCGGUGGCUACGGCGUUGUUGACGGCGGCUUUGCGACAGAACUGGAGCGCCUCGGUGCCGAUCUUAACGAUCCUCUCUGGAGCGCUAAAUGCCUCAUCACAUCCCCUCACCUUGUCCGACGGGUACAUUUAGACUACCUUGAUGCUGGGGCUAAUAUCAUUUCCACAGCAUCUUAUCAGGCAACACUUCAGGGUUUUGAGGCUAAAGGGUUUUCUAGAGAUGAGAGUGAAGAUUUGCUAAGAAAAAGUGUUGAAAUUGCACUUGAAGCACGUGACAUCUGUCUUGAACGAUGUACAAAGGAUUCUUGGGAUUUCACUACAAGUGGAGAGGGAUCGAGGAGGCCGAUUCUGGUAGCUGCCUCAGUUGGCAGCUAUGGGGCUUAUUUGGCUGAUGGGUCUGAGUACAGUGGGGAGUAUGGUGAUUCAGUUACUCUUGAAACACUUAAGGAUUUUCACAGGAGAAGAGUGCAAAUUCUGGCCAAUGCAGGUGCUGACUUAAUCGCGUUUGAGACAAUUCCAAACAAGUUGGAAGCUCAAGCAUAUGCUGAGCUUCUUGAUGAAGAGGGCAUUGAAAUUCCAGCUUGGUUUUCUUUCAACUCCAAGGAUGGAAUCAAUGUGGUUAGUGGGGAUUCUAUAUCUGACUGUGCCUCCAUCGCAGAUGCUUCAAAGCAAGUUGUUGCUGUAGGAAUCAACUGUACUCCUCCCAGAUAUAUUCAUGGACUAAUCUCGUCGAUUAGGGAGGUCACUAACAAACCAAUUGUGGUUUAUCCCAACAGUGGGGAGACUUAUGAUGGUGCGACCAAACAGUGGUUGAAAUCUGAUGGAAUGAUAGGGGAAGACUUUGUUUCAUAUGUAAGAAAGUGGAAGGAAGCUGGAGCCUCUCUGUUUGGUGGGUGUUGCAGGACCACUCCAAACACAAUCCGAGGCAUAGCCAAAGCACUUUCUUCUAAAACCAUUUGAGCUGUUUCCCCUCUAUUUACAAGCUUUGAUGCCCAUGUCUAUGAUAAAUGCUGAUUCUCACAAGCGUUUUCAAGAUGCAAUAAUUUGAAACUGAUAGUGAUUGAUGGUUCCAUUGCAAACUACCAAAUAGAAGUCCUAAAACCAGAAAGGAAAAGAGAAGCCCAUAUGCUUGAAGACAAAAGCAAUGGGGAUGAAGAUAUACCAAUCUUUUGCAGCUCCCACUUUUGAGUGCCUAAUUAUAUCCUUAGGAUUUGGCUUUAGAUUCUCUAAGAGGGGAAAUUAGAGCUAAUGUUAUUGCUGUUUGUCUUAUUGGUACAGCCAAGAGGCUUCCAUCUAAGUUUGAAUCUUCUGUUUUACCAUGUACUGCAUCAAAUAAGUAACAACGAAUAAAUUUUGAUUGCAAGAAGUAACCAGAUUUCUCUAUGAAAUAUAUUAAAUUUUGAGGAUU